Aspergillus welwitschiae is the source of this 606-nucleotide messenger RNA. RefSeq lists its product as uncharacterized. Bases 130 to 444 code for a protein of 104 amino acids. The record is from RefSeq and is a predicted model, not a curated record. The transcript has a single exon. Lineage: Eukaryota; Fungi; Ascomycota; Eurotiomycetes; Eurotiales; Aspergillaceae.
UGGGGUAUGCGAGUUUUAGUUCGGAGGUCUUAAUGGCUUAAGUUGGGAUGAGCAGAAAGAAGCGUGUCUUUCUGUUAGGGCUCUCCUUGGUCUAGAGAGUAGCCCACGGACGAGAUCAUCUAUUGCCCAAUGCACCGCUUAGCGCCUGGGUCAAAAGUCCUUCGGUUGCAGUCCUCUUGCAAGUUGCAGGCCGCGUGUGCAGAUUGUUUUGCCCUGUCCCUUUUUCCCUUUCUCUUUUUUCUUUUUUCUUUUUACUGUUUCCGAUUGAUCAACUUCCCAAAGAUGUUUAGGCGGCAGAUUUAUGCACCAUGCAAUUUACUGCCUAAUUUUCUCGGGGAAGCGAGUCAGCAACCUAUUAAUGCACCUUACCACUCCGUAUUCCUUGUGGUAUACGAUGUAGGCAGAGCUCACUUGCGGGCCGUGUACUUAAUAAGGGUAUACUGACACACACCGUAGGGGCCACCCACUUCUUCAAUUCCUAUGACUACAUCCCAAUUACUAUGACUACAAGAGUUCAAUUCCCAGGACGAUCUGGAGUUUUCUGUUAUACAUAGAAAUAAUCGACUUGGAGACUUGAUCUCCUUACUGUUCUAAUGUAACGCCCAG